Messenger RNA from Haliotis rubra (blacklip abalone), 1402 nucleotides. Its product is annotated as dynactin subunit 6-like. Gene Ontology annotation, cellular component: dynactin complex. The record is from RefSeq and is a predicted model, not a curated record. Gene Ontology annotation, biological process: mitotic spindle organization. Gene Ontology annotation, molecular function: dynein complex binding. NCBI's taxonomy places the organism in Eukaryota, Metazoa, Mollusca, Gastropoda, Lepetellida, Haliotidae.
GAUAUUAUCUAAAGAAUUUUAGUAUCUGAAAUUUGUAAUAAUAUCAUAAAAGUCAUGUGACCAAAGUUUGGCCAAGAUGGCGACGAACAGGGCAAGUGUGAAGAUAGCCCCGGGUGCUGUGAUCUGUGAUGAGUGUGAGCUGGUCGGCGACAUCACUAUUGGAACAAGGACCGUGAUCCACCCAAAAGCUCGGAUCAUUGCGGAGGCUGGACCCAUUAUCAUUGGGGAGUUCAACAUUGUCGAGGAGCUGGUUGAGAUCAUCAACAGAUGUGAAGACAAGGAUCAAAACCAACAGGUGAUGAUCAUCGGGAACAAUAACGUGUUUGAAGUCAGCGCACAUGUUGAAUGUAUGAAAAUAGGAGAUCACAACAUUGUUGAGUCGAAAGCCAAGGUGGGCCGCCAGCUGGAGCUGACCUCAGGGUGCAUUAUCGGGGUCUUUGUCAAUGAAGACAGUUUAUUGACCAGUAACGAAAAGCUGCCGGAGAACCUUUUGACGGUCAUCCAUGGGUCGAAUUGUGAACGUAGGACACAGCGGGAACGGCCACCGGCCCAGACACUACAGAUUGACUUCCUAGCUAAAAUCCUGCCGAACUAUCACUACCUGAAAAAACCAGCCAAGAUGGGCACACCGCAACGCUGAGGUGAAUAUGACAUAGGUGGCCUGGCGUUAUUCCAAGAUACGUGACAAGCAUCGUGAAUCUCAGACACUUGUCAAUAUCAUUAUUUAUUGCCUAUUGUUCAUUUCACCUGUAUAAAGUGCAAUAUGUCUGCCAUUGUGUCCUGCAUCUGUUGCAGGUUAACUAUUGAAAUUCAAGCUUUAAUUCAACAGGAAAACUUGUCAUAGUUCUGUUUAAGCAUAUUAUGCAAAUGUACUUUCUUUAUCUUUGAUUUUUAUUUGUUUUGAUAUUAAUAUUACAGAUAGCUUAAUAUGCAUAUAUUCUUUUAAUUUUAGUUGAUUUAAUUUCAAAAUUUCUAAUUUCAAGUUCUGCCUCAUAGAUUGUAUGUUACAGAAGUAGUUGUUAAAUUUCAGGUUAUUGAAGCUACUUUUACUCACUUUUUUAUUGUGUCACUAGUGAAAAUUGUUUUCUUUGUGCUUGUCAAAAGAAAGGGAAGUAACUCAUGGGGGCGGUAAGGUGGAGUCAUACUGGACAAUUAGUUUCAAAUAUAUUUGGGGCCUGGUACAUUAAAGUAAACGAAUUAAAAGGUAAAACUCAUCAGGUGAUCACAAAUCAUAAAAUAGAUGCCUCCACACUUGAACACCAAAGGAUUUAUAGGGUUGGUGCCCCAGCUCUUCGAUCAAGGAUUUCUCUUUCCAGGUUUAUGACUUAUUAGUAAGUCAGUGCUAAUGGCCAAGGGGUUGGGAAUAUCUGUUUCAUUCAACAAUAAAACAUAUACAUCAAAA